GAACCCGGCACACCGACUUACAUUAUUAUUUUAGUUGUAUUCUAUCUCAAUACAGCAAAGCCAAAGCAGCCCCUCCUCUCCUACCUAACUGUUAUCGCCAAACACCACCACUAUCACCACUGCCACCACUACACCCAACUAUACGAUGCGAAUGCGAAUAUAACCAUACCUAUCAAAUCAAAUCAUAUCAAAUGCUUCACUCGACAUGGCUUUCAACUUCAACUGGUCGCCGCUUACGGCCGACGCCGACUUCUAUAGAAGAGCGCAGGAGCUUCUUACCAACGCAUUAAACAAGUCCCCGAAACCUCCUAUAAUCGUCGAUGAUAUCCUCGUCACCGAACUCAACCUUGGCUCCGUGCCUCCCGAGCUGGAAAUCUUGGAGAUUGGAGAUUUGGCCGAGGACAGAUUUCGCGGAAUCUUUAAAAUGUGUUAUUCAGGUGAUGCAUUCUUAACACUGCGGACCCGAGUACAAGCAAAUCCCCUGAACACAUACCUGUCUGCCAAGCCAACUUUCACAUCACCACAACCCUUAGCGGCGGCAGCAAGUCUCACGAUACCUCUAUCCAUUACCUUAUCGGAGAUCAAGUUGUCCGCUUUCAUUAUCUUAGUCUUCUCGAAGCAAAAAGGUCUUACUUUGGUAUUCCGAAAUGAUCCGCUCGAAUCCCUCAAGGUCUCUUCGACCUUUGACUCGAUCCAAUUCGUUCGAGACUACCUUCAGAGAACGAUUGAAGGGCAAUUGCGAAACUUGAUGAUGGAUGAGCUGCCGGCUAUAAUCCACAAACUGUCGCUACGACUCUGGUGCCCUGACCAAUUGCCUCGAGAAGAAAUGUCGAAAGAAAGUCCGGAAGAUGAGGCUGUUGUUGACCCCUUCGCCAACCCACCCCCAGAAGCGGUUGAUUCGAAUGGCCAUGUGCUCGAUGCGAAUGAGAUUGCGUCAUUGUCCUUGCAUGGUGGCUCGGAAUUGCAGUCUCUAUUUUCGCAAAAGAACCUAUUGAAAUUAGCAGCACUGAAUGAUUCCCAGCGGACAUUAUCACUGUUCACUCCCGGGAUUCGUGAUGUGUUAUUUAGAGCUUGGGCUGGAUCAAUGGACCGCAAUGAUACCGGCUACUCUACGCCGAUCAUGACACCCAGCCUAAUGCGCACACAUUCUGUACAAGGGGCCAGCAACACGUAUACUUUCACCGAUGCAAGCAGCUUAGACCAGGGCAGUCUACCGUCUCGGCCAUCGUUAACGAGUCUUCACACAGCCACGACCGGCUUAGCCCUUGGUGCCAGUAGGCAUUCCAGAGGUUCCCGCAAAAAGAAGACACGGGUGGUUAACCUACGGCGCACAAAAACCGGAAGCGAGGCAAGCAGCGACGUUAGUGAGACUAUGUCGUCGGAUACUACUUCCAUUGCUGGCCCCUUUUCGGAGCCAAUAUUACCCCCUUCGAUAUCGGAGGAUCCCGAAGACGAUUUGAUAGAUGAUGUGCCUUUUUCUGGUACGCUUCGGUUCGGGUUGGAUAAGGAUGCACCAUCUCGGUCUCCUAUGAAUAUGGAUUUGUAUCAAGGUCCAGCCAGCCCAGAGGUCAACCCUAUGGAGUCGGUAGUGGUACAGGGUGAUGCGCAGGUCCCAAAGGUCCAGCAAGAGAAGCCUUUAGGAGCCACUAUUCCUAUUCCUAAACUACAGUUUAAUCUUGAGCGGCAUCGGCCCAAUGGGUCUGACACCUCAUCCGUAAUCCUUGAACAGGCUUGGAUUAUGAAGAUGGCUGGUGAAAUUGCUCGUCGGGUUUACGACGAGAAACAACGAAAUGAGAAUUUCUGGGCGGAGCGUGACGACACCCCGCCCCCGGCUUACGAAGCGACAUAAUAGAAUGCACGACAUUACAGCAGGAUCGAUCAUUUCCAAGAUUUCCGUUUGUCUAUACAGCUAGACUGUAAAUAUGGGA
Molecule: messenger RNA, 1928 nt
Organism: Hypoxylon fragiforme
Lineage: Eukaryota; Fungi; Ascomycota; Sordariomycetes; Xylariales; Hypoxylaceae
Exons: 2
Coding region: 206-1849 (547 amino acids)
Biological process (GO): mitochondrion organization; phospholipid transport
Cellular component (GO): ERMES complex
Molecular function (GO): lipid binding
Source: RefSeq, a predicted model, not a curated record